AUGGAAUACCUUCCUAGUCUUCAACAAGAGUUCGACGAGCACAAGCCGUCACUCUUUGAACUCCUCGCUGAACAACAACUAUCUGAUCUUCUCCCACCAUCUAUACGUUAUCUUCUUGCAGUCGCGACACACCGCCACCCACGCUAUCUCCUCCGUAUCCUCAAUUCAUAUGACGAAGUCUACGCCCUCAUCUCCUUAAUAGUCGAACGUUACUACCUCCGAACAUUCGGCGGAUCAUUUACCGAGAAUUUCUAUUCUCUCAAACGCGAGCGCGUUCUCCGUACCAAGAAUGGCGAGAUUCCGCGCGCCCAGGUCGGCGCCGCUGGCCCCGUCCGCGACGCCCUUAAACUGAACUCCACGGACAUCUGGAAGAACCUGCUCGUCAUGGUCGGCAUCCCCUACAUAAAGCGCAGACUGGAUGAGGGAUAUGACAUCCAUGCCGCGCCGCAUGCCUCUCUCGUCAUGGGCGACGGCCCCCGAUAUAAUCCCAGCGAUGACCUGCCCGCCAACCCGUCGGUGCGCCAACGUCUCCUACAUUACUACAAGUGGUUCCUGCGCAAUGUCUACCCGUCUGUGAACGCAGCAUACUACUUCUCCGUCCUGGCGUUUAAUCUGGCCUACCUUUUCGAUAACACGAAGUACUCCUCGCCAUUCUUGUGGCUUAUCGGUACGCGCAUUCGCAGACUUGGUGCCGCAGAUCACCGCGCGAUAGCUGCGGUCCUAGACCCUAAACCCGGGCCUGGCGCCGGAAGAUCCCAACGACCAGGAAGCGGCUUGCUGGGCAUCUUGAGCCCGCAGAACCUCCACACACAGCUCCUCACAUCACUGCGGUACUUCCUCCCGGCUUCGAUCUUCGCUCUGAAGUUCCUGGAAUGGUGGCACGCAAGUGAUUUCUCACGCCAACUUGCCCGUAAGGCAACAGAGGUGCUGGAUCUCCCAGCACCCGUUGUGGCGGGUCUCACCUCCCCUGCGGAACGACGGAAAUCGUCGAUCCAGGAUGAGAAAGAGAAGACCAAGAAGCAGGAGCAAGAGAAGAAGAGCGCUGAACUCAAGCCAGCGCUCAAAUCUUCCCGUCGCCAUCAGCCUCCUAUCUCUGCGACUUCUUACCUUCCUAUCUACACUGUAUCUCUGCCACCGGCUGAUUCUUCAAGCGCGAACACGUGCCCUGUCUGCAUGGGCCCGCUCGCUAAUCCGACUGCCUGUCAGACUGGAUAUGUAUUCUGCUACGUUUGCAUUUUCCAUUGGCUGAACGGUGAGCACCAGCGCCAGUUGGACUUCAUGGGUGGUGAGGGCGCUGGCGCUCCAUGGGAAGAGGAGAUUACUGGUGAGGAUGAGGAGAAGGGCGACGAGGACGAUGACAAGGGUCUCCGGAAGCGUUCUGGAAAGUGGGAGAGUGGGAAAGGUAGAUGUCCCGUGACAGGCAGGAGAGUGCUUGGUGGCACUGAUGGAUUGAGGAGGGUUUUGAUCUGA
Penicillium brevicompactum is the source of this 1470-nucleotide messenger RNA. RefSeq names its product ubiquitin-protein ligase peroxin 12 (gene pex12). Lineage: Eukaryota; Fungi; Ascomycota; Eurotiomycetes; Eurotiales; Aspergillaceae. The coding region runs from base 1 to 1470 and encodes 489 amino acids. Gene Ontology annotation, biological process: protein import into peroxisome matrix; protein monoubiquitination. The transcript has 2 exons. The record is from RefSeq and is a predicted model, not a curated record. Gene Ontology annotation, molecular function: protein binding; ubiquitin-protein transferase activity; zinc ion binding. Gene Ontology annotation, cellular component: peroxisomal importomer complex; peroxisomal membrane.